AUGUUCUCUCUUGAUUUUCCUCGGUCGUCCAUAGAAAACUCACUUACCAAAUGUACCCGAGAAAAGGGUGUAAAAUUAAACGAAGAGAGGGGAGAGAGGGAGGGGAGGGGGGGUUUGAGGGAGAGGGGGGGGGGGGAUGGGGGGGAGGCGAGGGGGAGCGGAAGGAGGUGGGGAGGAGAGGGGGGGAGGGGAGGAGGAGGGAGGAGUGGAGGAGAGGGGGGGGAGAGGGGGAGGGGAGGGGGGGGGAAGGGGGGGAAGGAUUGGGGGGAUUGGGAGGGGGGUGGGAAAGGGGGGUGGGGAGAGGGGGGGGGGGGGGGUGGGAGAGGGGGAGGAGGGGGGGAGAGGGGGGGAGGGAGGGAGGGGGAGGGGGGAAUGGUUCGUAAGUUUGGAAACUUCAGGGGGAAUGGGGCCAGUGAGCUGAUUGUUGUACAGCUCUCUGUGAAGAUGAUCGUGUAA
This is a messenger RNA of Closterium sp. NIES-65, 456 nucleotides long. NCBI's taxonomy places the organism in Eukaryota, Viridiplantae, Streptophyta, Zygnematophyceae, Desmidiales, Closteriaceae. The record is from the annotation of a GenBank genome assembly.